GGGCCGGUUAUUACAGGUAACCAUGUUGGAUCCACUUGACACCACUCGUUACAAUCUCAACAAUAAAAUACAUUUAUAUUAAAAUUUAGAUUCGAAAGUUGAGAGUUUCAAUUUCGCCCACCAGUUUUUUUUUCCAAACCCUUCUAAGCUUCUAGUUACCGGUAAUCUUUCACAGCAUACGUGUCAGCAUUCACGCCACCGAAGAAAACCUUUCCAAAAUGCCAAAAUCCAUAUAACUCGUUUCAGAUUUUCACAUAAACUUUGAGAAAUACCCAACCUAACUUGCGAGUUUUCACAAAUUAAAGGAGCCAAAGAGAUGGUGGUUGCUUUGGAUAUUUUCAAGCUGUGUUUUGUUGCGAGUGCGUUUCUGUUCCGUUCCGUGUCGGCGGACGGCGGAGUUGGAGAGUUCCCGGCGUCAUGCGAGAGCAUCGAGUGCCCAAGCUACGACGUCAUCGGGAGCGGGAAUGGAUUCGAAAUUCGGCGUUAUAAUUCGAGCAUGUGGAUUUCCACUCAGCCAAUCGAUGAUAUCUCCUUGGUCCAUGCUGGCAAUAUUGCCUUCUUCCAGCUAUUUGAUUACAUCCAAGGCAAGAACAGCAACCAUGAAAAGAUAGAAAUGACGGCGCCGGUGAUAAUCGAAGUGAGACCUAGCGAUGGACCUUUCUGUGCUUCAUCCUUCGUGGUGAGCUUCUUCAUUCCGAAACAGAACCAAGCCACUGCGCCUUCCAGUGAAACCCUUUGGGUCCAGAAAUGGGGGCUCACCUACGUAGCCGUCAGGCAGUUCAGUGGGUUCGUCAAGGACGACCAAGUCGGAGAGGAAGCUGCUGCGUUGUACGCCGCCGUCGCCGGGACUGUUUGGUCGGACGCCAUUGAUAGGAGCCAUGGAGGGGAGAACGCCACUCACUACAUCGUGGCGCAGUACAAUUCGCCGUUUGAGUUCAGGAACAGAGUCAAUGAGAUUUGGUUGACAUUCAAUCUCCAGGAACCUGCUGCUUCUUUCGUUUAACCAACUAUGCAAUAUGUGGUGUUAUCCAAUAACGGUGUCACGUGAACGACACAUGAGCGACUAUCUUUAUUUUUUAAUUACCUGCCACUUAUACCA
Messenger RNA from Salvia miltiorrhiza (redroot sage), 1099 nucleotides. RefSeq lists its product as uncharacterized. The transcript is spliced from 2 exons. The record is from RefSeq and is a predicted model, not a curated record. NCBI's taxonomy places the organism in Eukaryota, Viridiplantae, Streptophyta, Magnoliopsida, Lamiales, Lamiaceae. The coding region runs from base 317 to 1003 and encodes 228 amino acids.